AUGAGGGGCUUCUUGGCUCGUAUCAGCUCCAGAAAAAACGUCCUAACGCUCCGGCUCUGGUUUUCAUUGCCCUGCAAGAAGGAUCAGUCAAUAAGCCUUGACUUGCCAUCACCCCAGGAAGUCCUCAGAACCUGCUGUAGCACAGUACUGCCCUCAGCUGUGACUUGGUCUGAGCAAACAGAGGUCCUGAAUCUGGCAAAGCAAGUGAUAAAAACCAGCAGGGAGGUGACAGGGAUGAUGCUGCACUGCAGACCCCAGUGUGAGCCCAGCUCCCUCGGCAGCUGUGUGAGGGACACUGUGACUGGGAGACGCCAGGAAGCUCUCCGAGCCUCUCCCUCGCCCGCCCGGCACCGAUUCAGCGACCCGGCUGAGGUCGAGGCCUUGCGCAGGAACCUGCUGGCUUGGUACGACGAAUUCAAGCGGGACCUUCCUUGGAGGAGGCUGGCUGCAGCGGAGCCGGAUGCCGACAGACGGGCGUACGCAGUGUGGGUGUCUGAGAUCAUGCUGCAGCAGACACAGGUGGCUACAGUGAUUGACUACUACAACCGCUGGAUGCAGAAGUGGCCAACGUUGCAGGCUCUGGCACAGGCGUCCCUGGAGGAGGUGAAUGAGCUGUGGGCAGGACUUGGCUACUACUCCAGAGGAAAACGUCUGCAGGAGGCAGCAAAGAAGGUGGUGUCUGAGUUGGAUGGCCAGAUGCCCAGGACAGCUGAGGGCCUGCAGAAGCUGCUGCCAGGAGUGGGCCGAUACACGGCAGGAGCCAUCGCAUCCAUCUCGUACGGGCAGGCUACUGGUGUCGUGGAUGGGAACGUGAUCCGGGUCCUGUGCCGCCUGCGGUGCAUCGGAGCUGACUCCAGCAGCCCAGCUGUCAUUGACCGACUCUGGGACAUGGCCAAUGCCCUGGUAGACAGGAGCCGCCCAGGGGAUUUUAACCAAGCCCUGAUGGAGUUGGGAGCGACUGUGUGUGUGCCCAAGGCCCCACUGUGCGCGGAGUGCCCUGUGAAGCAGCACUGCCAAGCGUGGCACAGGGUGGAAAAGGAGCUGGCCUUUGCCUCUCAGAAGCUGUUUUCAAAACCUGCCCCAGUGCCUGAUGUUGAGGACUGUGGUGCUGGGGGCUGUCCCCUUUCCUCGUGCCCCCCAGCCACAGAGCCAUGGGACAGCAGCCUGGGGGUCACCAACUUCCCCCGGAAAGCAGCAAAGAAGCAGCCGCGGGUGGAACGAACAGCCACAUGUGUGCUGGAGCGGAGGGGCUGCCAUGGGGCUGCCGAGUUCCUCAUCGUGCAGAGACCCAGCUCGGGUCUCCUGGCUGGACUCUGGGAAUUCCCCAGCUUCCCACUGUCCCAGGGUCUGCAGGAGGAGAAGCAGAGGGAGAUACUGGCAGAUCAUCUCCAGGCCUGGAUGCAGCAGCCUGUGGCAGCAGGAAGCCCGCAGCUUAUUGGAGAGGUUGUCCAUAUCUUCUCUCACAUCCAUCAGACAUAUGUGGUCUACUCCCUGUCCCUGGAUGGGGACAUCACCGUGGACCCUGGCUUGUCCCCAUCCCGUUGGGUGACAGAGAAAGAGUUCCACACCUCAGCCGUGUCUACAGCCAUGAAGAAGGUGCUGAAAGUGUAUGAGAAGCAGUGCAAGGAGGAGAGCACCCCUGGCAAGAGCUCCAAGCGGAAGCGGGGCGCAAAGCUGCAAGGAGCAGGGAACACUGGGAAGCAGCUCUCGCUCCGUGCCUUCCUCCGGCCACCCACCUCCCCGUGA
Chaetura pelagica (chimney swift) is the source of this 1746-nucleotide messenger RNA. It is a transcript of the gene MUTYH, whose product is annotated as mutY homolog. Gene Ontology annotation, cellular component: nucleus. Gene Ontology annotation, biological process: mismatch repair; base-excision repair. Gene Ontology annotation, molecular function: purine-specific mismatch base pair DNA N-glycosylase activity; oxidized purine DNA binding; 4 iron, 4 sulfur cluster binding. The transcript has 16 exons. The record is from RefSeq and is a predicted model, not a curated record. Lineage: Eukaryota; Metazoa; Chordata; Aves; Apodiformes; Apodidae. The coding region runs from base 1 to 1746 and encodes 581 amino acids.